AUGUGUAUCAGAGACUCAACCCUUCUGUGUCUUUGGGAACAUUCGACUAGCUCUCACGCCCCAUCUGGGCAAGAGAGAUCUGCAGCCAUCCCAGAAUCAGGAGACUGUGCUUGCGACCAUGACACUGCUUUAACAGGUCAGCGUGCUGAGAUCAUGGCUGUCCACGAGUCUCUCCAGAAGGAAACCUCUGCUAACGAGACCCUGAGAUGGAUGGAUGGCAGGCACCUCAAUGGCACCUUCCUCCCGUACUACCAGCACUCUCCAGCAAUGGCAGCUGUCUUCAUUGUUGCUUACCUCUGCAUCUUCCUCUCGUGCCUGGCUGGGAACUCCCUGGUGUGCCUGGUGGUGGUGAGGAACCAGCGCAUGCACACGGUCACCAACCUCUUCAUCCUGAACCUUGCCAUCAGUGACCUGCUGGUGGGCAUCUUCUGUGUGCCAACCACCCUCCUGGACAAUCUGAUCACAGGCUGGCCCUUCAACCAGGUCGUCUGCACCAUGAGUGGCCUUGUCCAAGGAUCGUCUGUCUCGGCCUCCGUUUUCACGCUCGUGGCCAUCGCCAUGGACAGGUUCCACUGCAUCAUCCUGCCCUUCAGGGAGCGGCUCAGUCUUCUCAAGGCUGUGAUAAUUAUCGUCAUCAUGUGGGUUCUAGCCAUAGCCAUCAUGUGCCCUUCUGCCAUCCUGCUGACCGUCGCCCACAUGGAGGACCACUUCCUGGUGCUAAACGAUGGGCACAACACCACCUACCCCCUCUACACCUGCUACGAGGCCUGGUCUGACAGCAGCAUGCGGAAACUGUACACCACCAUCCUCUUCACCCACAUCUACCUCAUCCCCCUCGUGCUCAUUGUCUUCAUGUAUGGAAGAAUCUGCCUGAAGCUCUGCAGCUCCACGGUGCCCAUCCCCGAACAUCCCACCUGUGCCAGCAGAGUCGGUAGCACAUCCAGAAAGAGGAUCAGGGUCAUUAAGAUGCUGAUCUUGGUUGCACUCCUCUUUGUGGUCUCCUGGCUGCCUUUGUGGACGCUGAUGCUGCUGGUGGAUUACAUCAACUUGACUGAUGACCAUCUGGAUUUGCUGACAGGCUAUUUCUUCCCCUUUGCCCACUGGCUAGCUUUCUCUAAUAGCAGCAUCAACCCAGUCAUCUACGGCUACUUCAACGAGAACUUCAGGAGGAGCUUCCAGGCGGCCUUUAACUUCCAGCUGUGUUCCCAGGAGACAAAGCAUAAGGAGACUUACUCUGAGCACUCUCGCGUCCCCACCAGCUUCAGGAUGUGCAAUAGAGUCUUUGCGAAGGCAACCUCCUCCAACUGUGUAUCCUCCCAUCACACUCAAAACACUGCCUCUCUCUUCUCCAGAAGUGUUCAGCCCAUGUGCCCUGGCCUUGGCUUGGAAAACAUUGAUAAAAUAAUGCCCUACCACAGAGUAACCCAGGCCUGGGAGAAACCAGAGGCAUAAAAGUGGAGAGCAAGCAAUACCCUCCCCUAUUUCUAUGAGAAGAAAAGCCUGUCUUCUCCUCAUUCAGGUGGAAGAGACCUUCGGCUUAGCUGGGGUCCUUCAUUCACUCUAGAGGUGAGAAGAAAAGUUCACAAAGGUGCAUUUGAGAGGAGGGUGGUUGAUCCUGUGGAGUCCUGCGUUGUAUCCUUGCCACUGACCUGCUGUGGGACUUUGGGCACGUCAUUUCUUCUCUCUGUGCCUCGGAUUUCCGAUGUGUCCAGUUGAGAGUAGCUGUGAUACUGACUCGCCUUUGUAAAGCACUUCGACAUCUGUGGAUCGUCAUCCUCACAAGUGUGCAUGUUCCUGCUCAAUGGAACCAGGUUGUUUUAUGUGGAUUGAACUUUAUUCAACUGGACGUCCUUCACCUUCUCUUUAUGCUUAGCUGCCAAUGGGUUGUGAGGGUGUGCAGCUGAUACAACGGACAGCGGGUAUCGCCAGACCCUGGGUAAAGGACGGAGAGAUGAGAAAAGAAAUAACAGCAAAACUAAAAAGCGA
Messenger RNA from Trachemys scripta elegans, 1986 nucleotides. Its product is annotated as neuropeptide FF receptor 1-like. The record is from RefSeq and is a predicted model, not a curated record. NCBI's taxonomy places the organism in Eukaryota, Metazoa, Chordata, Testudines, Emydidae. Gene Ontology annotation, cellular component: membrane. Gene Ontology annotation, biological process: regulation of MAPK cascade; regulation of adenylate cyclase activity; regulation of cAMP-dependent protein kinase activity. The transcript has 4 exons. The coding region runs from base 1 to 1452 and encodes 483 amino acids. Gene Ontology annotation, molecular function: opioid receptor binding; peptide binding; neuropeptide receptor activity.